Molecule: messenger RNA, 6892 nt
Organism: Zootoca vivipara (common lizard)
Lineage: Eukaryota; Metazoa; Chordata; Lepidosauria; Squamata; Lacertidae
Gene: EXOC3L2
Product: exocyst complex component 3 like 2
Biological process (GO): exocytosis; exocyst localization
Cellular component (GO): exocyst
Molecular function (GO): SNARE binding
Source: RefSeq, a predicted model, not a curated record
UGAUCAGAAGGUCGGCGGUUCGAGUCCCUGUGACGGGGUGAGCUCCCGUUGCUCGGUCCCAGCUCCUGCCAACCUAGCAGUUCGAAAGCACAUCAAAAUGCAAGUAGAUAAAUAGGAACCGCUACAGCGGGAAGGUAAACGGCGUUUCCAUGUGCUGCUCUGGUUUGCCAGAAGCAGCUUUGUCAUGCUGGCCACAUGAACUGGAAGCUGUACGCCGGCUCCCUCGGCCAAUAAUGCGAGAUGAGCGCGCAACCCCAGAGUCGGUCACGACUGGACCUAAUGGUCAGGGGUCCCUUUACCUUUACCUUUAUCCCUCCCUCCUACCCCUGGCAAAAUCUGAUUCCAUCGAGGGCUGUCUCCUUCUCAGCCUAGCCUACAUCACAGGGUUGUUGUGGGUAUUAAAUGAGGAAGGGGGCAGACAUGCAUGCCUCCUUGAGCUCCUUGGAUAACAAAAGGGUGGGAUAUAAAUGCAAUGAAAUGGGGCAAAAAAAUAUCCUGCAAAUUGCUGCUUGCCUCCAUGCCGCCAGGCAACUAAGCACCACAAACUCUGGGUGUUAUUUUUUUUCAUUUAGGCCCCAGACAGCUGAAUAGUCCAGGUGUGUACAGGCACCUCUCCCCCCCUCCAUCUAUUGCAGAUUCCAAGUGGGUUUUUUGGGGGGGGCGGUAUGUUCACCUUUAAGAGGGAAGAAGGGCUGCAGCCCAUUGGCACAACUUUACAUCUGUUUGCUAUGCCGAAUGCCCCAGGUAAACUUCCCUCCAUAUAAGGCACAUUGCCCAUUCUGAAAUUCUGUGCCGAUCGCAGGUGUACAGAGUGAUUUGCUCUGAAUGGUCGGCUGUAGGUCGACAAGGAUUUCUGACUCUCGACUGUUUCGUAACAUCAACAACAAAACUGCUAUGCCCACCUGAGUUGGAGCCAGGAGUUGUGUGGAAUAUCUGGUCCUGGAAUGGAAACAGGCUCAACGCAUGCUCAGAGGCACCCUGCCCUUAAAUUCUAAUUGCAUGCCUUGUGUAGCUACUGGGCUGGGUUGGUUGGUCUUGGAGGGGAGGGGUUCUAGUAAAAUUCAACAAGCCUGCAGUCUACCUGCCUCUUAGGUACAGCUCCUGCCAAUGAAUAUGCCUCCUCUCGAGGAGGAGAAAGAGGAGGAAGAUUGAUGCCCACAUAUAGGUUGCCAAUGGGACUUGGGGUGCAACAGUGAGAGCCAGUGUGGUGUAGUGGUUAACAUAGCUGCCAAGUUAGCCCUUUUUUAAGGGAAAUUCCCUUAUGCUGAAUAGGCUUCCUCGCGAGAAAAGGGAAAACUUGGCAGCUAUGGUGGUUAAGAGCAGUAGACUCGUAAGCUGGUGAACCGGGUUCGAUUCCCCGCUCCUCCACAUGCAGCUGCUGGGUGACCUUGGGCUAGUCACACUUCUCCGAAGUCUCUCAGCCCCACCCACCUCACAGGGUGUUUGUUGUGGGGGAGGAGGGGAAAGGAGAAUGUUAGCCGCUUUGAGACUCCUUUGGGUAGUGAUAAAGCGGGAUAUCAAAUCCAAAUUCUCUAAUAAGAGAGAAAACAACAACAAGCGAGAGGCUUUGGGCAUUUAGGGACUAACAGUUUUGCUGUGGCAGAUUUAAAGCAGCUCUCCAUUGAGGUGCCCCAGUGUUCUUUGGGUUAUUUUUUGCUGCACUACCUUGGGUAGUGAUAAAGUGGGAUAUCAAAUCCAAACUCCUCCUCCUCCUCCUUCUCCCCUACAAAGAAAGCUUGCAGCUUUUGGGACUUUUUUGUUUAGAGAAAAGUAAGAGGCGACAUGCUAGAAGUUUACAAAAUCAUGCCUGCUACAGAGAAAGUGCAUGGAGAAAAGUUGCUCUCUCUCUCUCUCAUAGAAUCAUAGAGUUGGAAGAGACCACAAGGGCCAUCCAGUCCAACCCCCUGCCAAGCAGGAAACACCAUCAAAGCAUUACCUAACACCAGAACUUGGGGGCAUCCAGUGAUGCAGGAAGUUGGAAGAUUCAGGACACAUAAAAGGAAGCACUUCUUUAUGCAGUGCAUAGUUAAAGUGUGGAGGCAGGAGGCAGUGACAAGUGGGUGGCUUUCAAAGAGGAUUGGACCAAUUCAUGGAGGAGGAGAGGGCUCUCAAUGGCUACCAGCCACAAUGGCUAUGCUCUUUGGUCAGAGGCAGUAAAUGCUUCUGAAUCCCAGUUGCUGGAACCCACUAGGAGAGAGCGUUGCUCUUGUGCUCGGAUCCUGCUUGCAGGUUUUCCACAAGAGGCAGCUGGUCAGCCACUGUGAGAACAGGGGUGCUGGACUGGAUGGGCCCCCUUUGGCCUGAUCCAGCAAGCUUUUUUCAUGUCCUUGUGCCGCUUAUACAUUACAAGGAGUGCGACUCUGUGUUGUGCCUAUAUACACACAGGCUCUCCUUCUUGAGAAAAAAAAACCCGGUUUCCUGCCACUCCAUCCUGCUGUGUAAUUUCCUCGUCUCCCAGAACUUCUGCGAAGUUAUGACUCAGGGUCUCCCGAAUGGCCGGCCGCUCUGGAAGAACGGCCCGACUUCCAGCCCCCCACCCCCACCCGAAGGUCAGAUCUGUACCACCCACCAGAGCACACCCUGAGCGGGAAGAAACAGCACGGAUUCUCAUUAAGACCCCUGGCAUCCAAGCGGGCGUCUCUGUGGGGUCACUCAUCAUAACCCCAGAAACACAUACUGACUGCGUAGGAACACAGGAAACUGCCUUAGCCUCAGGCAACCAGCCCACUUGGUUCAGUAAUGUCUACACUGACUGGCAGCAGCUGCCCAGGAUUUCAGGCAGGGGGCAGGCCCAGCCCUACCCGGGGAUGCUGUCAGCAUCUGAAUCCAGGACCUUCUGCAUCCAAAGCAGGUGUCUGCAAACAGAAGCAUUUACCUGGGGGAUAAAAGGGAGGAGAGAGAUUUCUGAAACUGGAUUGCAGCCCCUGUAUGUGUUGCAGCUGCAAUGUGGACAAAGAAGAGUCAGAAAGAGGAUUUUUUUUAUUAAAAAAAAGAUAGAUAAAAGUGUCACGGAUCUCUCUUGCAGUCCCUUCCCCUCUCCUCUGCCUUCCCGGAAUGAGGGCAGUUCUAAGAGAAAGCAGGUCACGUGGCAGCAAGGGGAGGGUCCAUAGACCGGCAGGUAAAUCUGCCAUCAGCUGGUCAUUUGAGACACAUACCGGUACACACAGAGAGAGAUUCAGCUGUCAGCUGGCUGGCGUGAAAAAGCAGCAGCGGAAAACCCCCCUUCUGCAAACGGGAGCAUGGAAACUCAGGUUCUGCAGUGCGUUGGCUGCCAUGCCGGUCCUUAAGAACCCCUGCAAGCUCAAGAUGGCCAACGGGGACACGAGUGGCAGCGGUGGGGGUGGCUCGCUGAUCCUGGAGAAGGAAAGUCACCGGGGAACCAACCCUUUUGAAGAAGACCUUGAGGAGAACGAGAGAGACUCUUUCCUGGGGAGUGACUCCCCUGAGAGCAGGAACCCUUCCCCAGAUGACGGUGGCAGCUUUGAGCGGGACCUUUUCAACGGCAGCCCCGAGGGGUGCUACAGGCGGCGGGCGACGCUGGAGAAGCUGGUGGGGCUGUCUCCCUUCCGCAUUGGCAAAGGGAAGAAGAAGUCCCCCGGCAGCGGGGAGAAGGGCUCGGACAGGAGGUCCUUCUUGGGCCGCAUGAUGAUCCCCUUGACGGAGGGCAACCAGGGGACCCCGGAGAAGAGGAAGACGCGGCGCAGCUCCGAAGACUUCAGCCUGCUCCAGCUCCUGAACGGCCGCCGCAAGGAGAGCCUCUACGGUUUCGAAUGCGGCCUGUCGGAGAAGGAGAACGGCGGUGGGGGAGACAAGCGCAUGUCCUUCCUCAAGAUCGGGCUGGGUGGGAAGGUGCGCAGAGCUUCGCUGGUGGAGAAGCUCAACCAGACCGAGGCGUCGGAAGCGGCGCCCGUCACCGAGGAGGCCGAGGUCAAGGUGAAGGAGCCGCUCUCUGUUCUGGAAAUCCUGAACCUGAUCCACAAAAGGGAUCUCCUGGUGGCUGACGAGCACAUCAUCGAACUGGAGGCCGAGUGUGAGCAGGAUGGGCAGCAGAGCACGGAGGGCAGCGAAGUCCGGAAAUCUGGGAGUCGGAAGGCCAAGGACGUGGCGCUGCUGUACGAGGCCCUGCAGAAGGAGCUUUGGGCCGUCCUGGCCGAGGCUCUGGCCGGCAAGAGCUCCUGCCCCGCCCUGGAGCUCGUGGUGCGAGUGAUCGAGCAGGAGGAGGACACCGACUGCAAGUGGCUGGCGGCUCAAGGGGACAGGGCAGGGGGUUGCGGACCCCGUCCGCGAGCCAUGAAGCAGCAGUGGGCUGAGGCGGUGCGCCAGCUGGUUGGACAGCGGCUGCGCCAGUGCACCGAGGGCAGGGUCCUCCCUGUGGCCACGCAGAUGGACCGCCUGGCCAAGUGCGCCCUGGAGGACCUUUGCACCGUCAAGUUCCACCUCUUGCAUGCCUACCCCAAGGAGUAUGAGGCCUUCGGGGUCUACCUCGGCAGCUUCCACCUGGGACUGGCCAGGUGCCUGGCCGAGGCGGUCCAAAAGAAGCUGAGCAUCUCCGACCUCUACUUCGUCCUGGACUGGAGCAGGAACAUCUACCAGAGAGAAGUUCUUGGCCGAGCAGAAAUCUCCUCCCUGGUCAAGACCCAGGAGCUCGGCCCGCUGCUGUCCCCCGAGACCCAACUGAGCCUGGAAGAGGACCUCAUCGCUGCUGUGAAGGCAAAGAUCACCGAGGACAUGAGCCAAGAGCUUCAGAAGGAGGAGGAGAGGUGGGCGCAAGAAGACGCAGGCGACAGCUUCCAGUUCGGCCUGUCUGGCAAAGUCAUACUGGUGCUAAAGGCUCACAUAGACAAAGCCCCCCAGAUCACAGAAGAUUUUGGAAGAAGGAUGGCGCAUUGCUGCCUGAGCUGCCUGGCAGACUUCCUCCAGAGUUUUCAGAAGAAGGUCGAAAGGUUCCACGAGGGGCAGCAGAUUGAGACCACCCUCACUGCCGACGCCUUAAUGGGCCGGACCAUCAUGCUCAUCAACCACUGCCCACCUUUCAGGGAUUACGUGGAGCGCUUGGCGAGGUUCGGCCACCCCGAGAGCGAGGCAGUGAGGUGCCAGGCCAACACCUCCCUUGACAGAGUGACUCGACUGUGCAACAGGGUGUUGGCUGACCACCUCUUUCAAAACCUCAAGCCCCACUUCCAAAAGCUGAUGAAAAGGAAGUGGCUCAGCAACUCGGACGCCUUCUCCACCAUCAUGGGUACCCUGGAAGAACACGCCCAGAGGCUGAGGAAGAUGAAGCUGGAGCCGUACCAGAUGCUUCUGAAGGAUGUGCACCGCCAGGUCCUCAUCGAGUACGUCCGGCCCCUGAUGCAAGUCCGGUUCGUCUGCACCACCUCCAAGAUGAGGACCAAGAUGGCAAACAAACUGCGGCGUGAAGCCAAGGAGCUGGAGGAGUUCUUCACCCAGCUGGAAUCCAACUCAUCCUGGCUGGACAAGGUUGUCCCACACCUGGCCGAGAUCAUUGAGCUGGAAGACAUUGCUGCCAUCCAACUGGAAGUGGGCUUCCUCGCAAAAGACUUUCCCGACGUGCAGAAGAAGCAUGUGUCUGCCAUCUUGGACAUCCGCGGUCUGCAGAACCAGUCUCACCGCCAGGACAUCCUGGCCGCCAUAGAGAGCCUGGAGCCGACAGAGGAUGGGGAGGUGCCCUGCCUGGACCGAGCCUUCUUCAAUGACAUCCGCACCAGCAAGGUCUUCUGCGUCCGCCUCCAGCUGCAGUACGUCUCGUUCCUGGGGGUGACCGGACUCUCGCGGCUCCGCCAGAUGCCUUGGCGGCGGCGGCGGCAACAACAACAGCAGAAGCGUCGGCACAGGCAGCGGCCCAAAGAGAGCGAGGCCGAGUCGCAGGUGUGAGGGCGGGCGCCCUGCCAAACAGUGGACUCCCUCGCUCAGCCGCCAGGUUAUGGGGCGGGGGCCUGGAGCCUCCCACAGGGGGUGCCUUUUCUGUCCCCCAAAGAGCCACCCGCUGCAGUGCUCCAACUCUGAAUGAGGGCUGUGGCACCCGCUCCCCGCAAGAGCCAGCUGUAUUUGUUGCUUGCAUUUUAUUCCGCAGCCGAGAUUUCGCAGGCAUCCUGGCCACAUUUCAAAGUACCUGGGUGGUUGAAGGAAAGGACUCCUCUCCUAUUAACUGGGAUGCAGGUUUAAAACUUUAAAGCUAAGGUUGCAAAAGGGGACAGGGAGGGAGAUGUUUAUGCAUCCGUUAAAGAAGAAUCCAGCUCUGCCUGGAACAGGGGAAAUCGAGCCACUGGUAUAUCAUGAGAGAUGGGCAAAAUCAUUUAUUUAAGUCGUGUUGGGAACCUUUUCCAGGCGGAGGGCCGCAUUUCUCCUGAAUCAACCUCCCAAGGGCCACAGGUGGGCGGUGCCAGAUGUCAAAGUGGGCGGGGCAAUGGAUGUAAAUUUUUACCUCUGUACAGUGGGCUCAUUUCUGCGCAUACUCCCUCCUUGCCCUCCCUCGAGAGGCAAACAAGAAACAUCAUCAGAGUUCUGGGGGCCACAUGGAGAGGACUCAGGGGGCCACAUUCAGAUCCUGACACACAGCUACGUGAACUGUUCAUACGUUGAAGUUCUACUGCAUAAUUUAGUUCCUUAUAUGGCAAGAGAUGUAUGGGGGUUACCCGACCCUCUGCUCAAAGUAGGGGGCACAUCUCACCUCCCCCCACUUCCGUGACUCAGUUUCUCCCUUGGACCAGGGGGCAGAUGGUUGGCACAGGACAAAGUGAGGGUUGGAGUAAGCGAGGCCUUAAGGGAGUAAGUAUACCUGCUCUGGAUGUAUGUAUGUAUAAAUAAAUAAAUGCAUAUUAAUUUAAUACCACCCUUUCUUUUGUAUAUUUUGGGGUGGGUGGGUGGCCAGCAU